Messenger RNA from Neltuma alba, 955 nucleotides. Its product is annotated as thioredoxin-like 3-1, chloroplastic. The transcript has 6 exons. Gene Ontology annotation, cellular component: chloroplast stroma. NCBI's taxonomy places the organism in Eukaryota, Viridiplantae, Streptophyta, Magnoliopsida, Fabales, Fabaceae. The record is from RefSeq and is a predicted model, not a curated record. Bases 221 to 784 code for a protein of 187 amino acids.
CUUUCCCUUCAACUAGAGUAUGCAGACACAUUUUGCCCGGAUAACCUUUCCCAGCAGUCGCCCUGUUUUGCCGGUUUCCCCAAUAACCAUAACGCAUCCAAUUCCACGAAAAUGAUUCUUGUUCAACACUUCUUAUUUGUCAUAAGCCCGCUAGUCUAAAUUCCACUGGUUUCAACCAUUUUCUGCCGAUUUAAACUGAGAAACUCAGAGCGACAAGGCUAUGUCUGCGAUAGCGGUUUGUUCACAUAUAAUCUGCAGAGAGAAUUACCAGCAUCAGUGGAUGAUCAGUAGCGGAGGAACUACUUUGUUUUCGUUGAAGAGUACGACUGGGACUAGUUGGAUUGAACGCAGAAAGAGAGAAGGAGAAGGGAAGAGGAAAGGAAGGAGGAAUGUACGAGUAGAAGCGCUCUGGCCAGAUUUGUCAAGACCCACUGUACUUGAGUUGGAACCCAUCACAGAUACUGAUCAUCUCGAUCAAAUUCUUCUAAAUGCUCAACAAAAUUCCCAGCCCAUUCUCAUCGAUUGGAUGGCUGCUUGGUGCAGGAAAUGCAUAUACUUGAAGCCCAAGUUGGAAAAGCUGGCUGCUGAGUAUCACAAUAAGCUCAAAUUUUAUUGUGUGGAUGUUAACAAAGUACCUCAAUCCCUAGUAAAGCGUAGUAACAUCUCUAAAAUGCCAACAAUUCAGCUGUGGAAAGACGGAGAGAUGAAAGCAGAAGUUAUUGGUGGACACAAGGCCUGGAUGGUGAUUGAAGAAGUGAGAGAAAUGAUCCAAAAGUUCGUAUAAGAUUAUAUAGCAUUCGUUGUCUUCUAUUCCCAAAAGAAAACAGCAUUCCUGUAAUGCCUUUGACUGCUUUUCUAUAUGCCAGUGUUAUGAAGCUGUGUAUAUCAAGGACGAACCUUGCAAUACCUCGAGAUAAUUGAACAUGGAAAAGAAAAAACAGAGUUUAUAUCGUAA